Messenger RNA from Pipra filicauda (Wire-tailed manakin), 7037 nucleotides. RefSeq names its product ligand dependent nuclear receptor corepressor like (gene LCORL). Bases 27 to 980 code for a protein of 317 amino acids. The transcript has 7 exons. Lineage: Eukaryota; Metazoa; Chordata; Aves; Passeriformes; Pipridae. Gene Ontology annotation, cellular component: nucleus. Gene Ontology annotation, biological process: regulation of transcription by RNA polymerase II. The record is from RefSeq and is a predicted model, not a curated record. Gene Ontology annotation, molecular function: DNA binding.
AUGAGCGGGCGUGAGGUCAGAGGCAGAUGGAAAAGGGAACAGAAGGAAUGGCCGCCGCGGCUCCCGCUCCUCCUGCCGCCGCCUCCCAGUGCCGGAGCCCCCGCUGCACGGCGGAGCGCAGGGGAGUCCGCCGAGAACUCGACUCCUGGCGGCACCGGCUCAUGCACUGUGUGGGUUUUGAAAGUAUUUUAGAAGGGCUUUAUGGACCAAGGCUACGAAGAGACCUCAGUUUAUUUGAAGACUGUGAGCCAGAAGAGCUAACUGACUGGUCUAUGGAUGAGAAAUGUUCCUUUUGUAAUUUACACAAAGAAACAGCCAGUGAUCGUGCAUCAGUUAUCGGUUCUUCACAGUCAACGCCUACAGAGGAACUGUCAUCUCAGGGCCAGUCCAACACUGAUAAGAUUGAAUGCCAAGCAGAAAACUAUCUAAAUGCACUCUUUCGAAAGAAAGAUCUUCCUCAGAACUGUGAUCCUAACAUUCCCCUAGUUGCUCAGGAAUUAAUGAAAAAAAUGAUCCGUCAGUUUGCGAUUGAGUACAUUUCAAAAAGUAGCAAAAUUCAAGAGAACAGAAAUGGUUCAUCGUUUGAACCAAGUCUGAUGUGUAAAAGUGUCCAAAUGAACCAAACGGAAAACUCCCUUCAGGAAGAACAGGAUAGCCCUCUAGACCUCACUGUGAAUCGAACUCAAGAACAGAAUACUCAGCAAGGGGAUGGAGUGCUAGAUCUCUCUACAAAGAAAAGCGCAAGGUUGGAAGAACCAAAAUAUGAUCCAUUGUGUUCUGAAAACUCAGUGUCUGGCACACUACAAGUGAAAGUCUCGGAGCCGCAGAAUUCAAUAGACAUGAACACAGAAAAUGAACAUUUGAAGUCCAUAAAGAUGUGCCUUAAUCAGCCCACUGAGUGGAAUCUGAGUUUUUCAGCAGCAUCUCUCGCCAGCUGUAAAGUUUUUAACCAAAAUCUCAAAACUGAUGAGAACAAAUAGAUUGCAGCUGUUCUUGCACUAUUAUUUUGUACAUUGUUUCUGAUUUUUUUUUCUGCAAAAUAAUAAGCAUUUAUUACAUUGAUCUUGAAAUGAUCUUGUGUGAUUUGGCUUUAUAUACUACUAGCAUUAUUCAGUUUGAUGUACUUUUUCUUUUUUUAAAUACAAAGUUUCACAUCUGACCAUCAUGAAAUUCUUGCAGUACAAAUUUAUAUCAGAAUCGGAUGUUCCCCUUUAAUAGUAUUGUGAUUUUUCUAUGUUCUUUAAAGUUAAUUAUUUCCCAAUUUUAUUUUUGUGCACGAAAGUUAAUAUAUUAUGUAAUUUGUGGCAUAGGUCACCAUGUAAAGAUUUAUGGUAUUAAUUCAAACAAAUCUGUAACAAGUGGAGACCGACUACCUCGAAGCAAAGCAGUACAAAGGUAAAUUAUCUGAGGAGAUCUCCGUUACCAAUGGAUUGAAAUGUAUGGAAGCACCAGUUUGUUUCUGCAGUAGGCUUUCAUCUUCACUUACCUUGAGAACUUCUGUGUGACAGUGUUUAAUGACCGUGAUGUCUAAAAGACCAAGCCUGGUGGAGAAUCUCAUGAGAUUGUCAUUCAACAAAUCUGUAUCUGCACUUUUUGAGGUUUCUGCUAAAUGGUCUUUCUUCCCCAUUCGUUUUUAUGAAUUCAUGCCUGCCACCAAUUAAAAUGGAUGUAAAUGCUCUUCCUAUUUCAUUUUUUCUGUGUACUUUGGAAAUGCAAUGUAAAAUCAAAGUUUUAAACUCUACUCAAAGAAGUAGUAAAUGGUUGUAGCUGACUACAUUGUAGACAUUCCAUGCUUAGAUGAUCUUUAGCAAGGUUCAUGUACUUCAUUCAUCAAAACUUUAUUAUUAAUAGAGCUAUAACAAAAGUGUUAGAAUAAAACCAUAUGAUAUAUUUCUCUUUUCUGGAGUCAUACAUUCAAUAGCUAGAGUAGAGGUUUCUUAAUUCAACUUCGUAAUAAGUUCUCUGUCCUUUGCUUGCCAAGAACAAAUCUUCCAGAAGGAAAUUUCCUUGGAAGACACUAUAUUUUAUAAAACAAAGGUUUUAAGGAUUCACCUGAAAGUGAAGAUGCAGCUCCUCUUUACAGAGGUUUCUUGGUUUGCAGGUACAAUCCAGUAACUGAAAUAAAAAGAUUGUUACGAAUUCUGGUAAGUCUCCCAAAGAUCCUAACGGGAUAUCGAGGCACUGAAGUAUCACACAGUGCAGAACAUAAUUAAAAGAAUAAACAUUCAUCAUCACACUGCACCGUCUAGCGGGUCUUUACGUAUCUCAGCUAUUUAACACGUGUGGAUUCUAUGCGGCAAGAAAGCCAAAAGGGGAAUUAAACUUCCAGGGGAGAGGCACUGACUCAGUGCAGCCCCACCAAAGCACAAGGAACAGUAAGGAGUGAGGAGGGACAUCAGAGCCAAUGCAGCCGGUAUCUUAUUCAUGUGCCCACAGGAGGAGAUGCCAUGUGGAUUUUCUCAUUUCAAAGACCCAGUAAAUACCAGAACUUUUCUGUUUUGGACAUGUCUCCCUCAGCUCCAAGCAGCAGCCCGGUUUUGUUAACUAUCAGCAAUUAUUAUUAUUUGAAUCACAUUGACUUUUAAUUGGCUGAUGACACAAAAGUGGUCAGAGGGGAGUCGGUUCAGGCACAACCCAAGCUCCCCAGGCACUGCUGGAAGUCAGACAAAAAACACCACCACUAGAAAAACAAACGUUCUUGGUGCAGCCCUUACCCUUCAGCUUGGGAGAGUGACCAGCCAAAGGCCUUUUCUCAAGAGAAAGUGUUUUAGGGUGUAGUCUGAAGAGACAAUCACAAAACUGGUUUUAAGAAACAGAAACCAGUGUGGGAAUAAACAGGGGAUCGCUUUAAGUUUGACAAGUGACCACGACUAUUUUAUCAUUAAUAGGGAAUCAGGUCUAGGUCUAGUGUGGCCAUGUUUCACACUCUGUUGUGUUUAGUCAGCAAAAAGAGAGAAGUCACACUGUAAUUGGUCCAGAGCAACAAAGAGGUUGUUUUUAAACCAAUUAGAAUAUUUUAGGGAUUAAAAUUUUACUCUUUAAUUAAGCAGCCAGGAAGUUAGGUACUCAACCCAUAGAAUUAAAGUAAAUAACAUUAUUUUAGUAAAAGGAGUAAUGCAUAUGAAGUCAAGAUUUUUUUCACUGCAAGUAGUAAGAUACUUCCAGACUUGGGUCCUUGUCACCUUUGGAUGUACUUUUGCUACCAUGUGACUUUCUCAGAAAGUCAGCUGCAUGCAUUUAAACUGUGAUUAUCAGUUAUUGUGAGCUUUGAAGAAGACAGCAAACAUCUGAUCAUCCCAUCCUGCAAUUAUGCAGCUACCCUCUCCUCAGUAAGUGAAGUAAUUUUGCAAGAGCACACCACAUUUUCCAUUGCACAGAAAUCCCUUCCCUUUACAGGGAGCUGGGCAAGUGAAUCACCCAGAGGGGCUGGAAAUUCAGUGCCAGUUGCUGGUCAGGUUUCCAACCUGAAAGGAUCACAGGGUAAUUCAGGCAUAAAAGGACAUCACAAAGAUCCUGCUAAAAAGGCAGACAGUUGUGAUGACUUCAUUCAGUCAUGUCUUAAACUAGGACAGAGCCUACAUGGCCUUUCCAGGCAACCUGUUCCAGCAGUUCUCAACCUGUUUCACUGCCUUUUUCACCUUAUAUUCUGGUCAGAGUUUCAGUCUAUACCCAUUGUUUUUUAUCCUCCCACCAUAUGCAACAAAGAGCCCAGUUCCAUCUCUUCAUCAGACUCCUUGCAAGUAACUGAGGAUCCUCCCAGAGUGAACAAACCCAGGUCCCUCAGCCUCUCCCCACAGGGCAGGCACUACAGCCCCACAACACCAGCCCAGGUGUUUGCUGUUUGCCAAAGGCAAACUCUGUUUCCUAUUAACACACAGCAGUGAAGCCACAUCCACAGCACCUAUAGAUAAUGCAGGCACCAGUUGCUGAAAGUGUAUUAGUGGCUGAAGAGCAAACCACUCAAGAGAAGGAGGAUGAGAGAGAACUUGUAACUGAAAAAAAACAAAACAAACAAAAACCCCAAAACAAGCAAACAAAAAACCAACCAACAACACUUGAAAGCCCCAGGGAAGCUCUGAUUGACAAUCAACUGAGAAAAACUGAACUAUAUACUUUGCCCAUUUGAAUUAUGUUCAGGCAGCAUUCAAGGGGAGAGAGCAUCUCUGAUCUCAAGUGCCUGCAUGUACACAAACACCCUACAACACAAUUUGGGGAUUUGAAAAGAAUUAUCAAAAGAGGGAGUUCAGGGCCUCAAAAUUCUGUUUAAAAUUACAAAUAUAAAUAAUUUCUCACAGUUACAGAAGCUUCUGAAUAGCAAAUGUCAGCAGAAAAGCAUGUUGUGGCAUUUUGCAGGUUGACAAGUUUCCAACAAAAUCUGCAAAGGAGGAAAAGCAACACAAUCCUGUCUGUUUCCUAUAAGCAAGCUUGGAAAUAACAUAAUAGUUUGGGCAUUACACUUUGGGAAUGCUACUUUUCACUUGUGUUCCUAAGUAAUUUUUGAGAAUUACCAAAGAUCUUUUAUAGUAUAUUUACCUAUUUCAAAUGCAAGUUCCACAGAAAGCUGCAUUUGGCAUCAAUAGUUGAGAUGCACCUGUCAAGCAAUCAACAUUAAGAUUUCUCCCACUGCCUCUGAAAUUAUCCGUAAUGGAACACAGACAGACAUGACCGUCCAAGUGUUUCCAUCUCCAGAGUGAAUCUGCUCAGCCACCAGCGACUACUACGUGCAGUGUAAUCUUCUGUUGUCCUGUAAAACUCUCGACCAUUCCUAGAUAUGUCAUUAGAAAAAGAUUUUGAACUGCAAAGCUACAAAGAACCCAUAAUUGGAUGCUACUUUAAAAAGACAGAACAUGGACCUUAAGAGUAUUUCAUUUUUUACACCUCUCUGUACUUAAAUAUUCCUUUCCUUACUGGAUCUUAUUUGUACAACAAAUGUUUUUACGCUUUUCUAAAAGUACAUCACUGAUUUUAUAUAACAAGGUGAAGAUCAGUAGGAGACUUCCAGAGUUCAGUUUAUAAAAUCAGUUACUCAGUUUUACCACUUUUACAUUUUUCAAUAAAGUGGACACAUAUCUGCAGGAAGCAGAAUUCACAACUAAGAUCAACUCUAUCUUACAUUAACAUGAACAGUAAAUAUGUGCAUCUGCUGACCAGGUUUUAUUGUUAUAAAACCUUAUAAAAAUUAAGAAAGUGGGUGCCACAGAGGUACGUACAUUCAAAAUUGCUGCCAUCACAAGCAACCACUACAGGUCAAACCCUCUGCUAAUGUUAAACACCAAAACAGCUUUAACUAUUGAGUACUUAGCACCAACAGCAAUUUUAUCUGCAGAUAAGAAGCAGCAUUCUCUUUACAGUAAAAGAAAAAAACCUCCAAGUUUUGUUCAGGUAAUACUUUAUUAUGUUUUUAAUACAUGAAUGAGGGCCUUACUGGGAAAAUAAUAAAAAGCAUUGUUUAAAAAAAAACUAAUCUAGAAAUCUAAACGGACUUCAUAUUGGGAAAAUAAUAAAAAGCAUUGUUUAAAAAAAACUAAUCUAGAAAUCUAGAGGGACUUCAUAUUGGGAAAAUAAUAAAAAGCAUUGUUUAAAAAAAACUAAUCUAGAAAUCUAGAAUUAUCAAAGGAGUUAAAUAUGACUAACAAGAAAAAAAAAAAUCUCAUUUUUCAAGUCUGAUGUUAACUACCAGCAUUGGCAAAGGGCACUUUCUUUCCUUUUGUCUUCAAUUCUCCACUUCCUCAUUCAAAAGUCUUGAAAGAUUCAUUCUGGUUUUUUCAAGUGCCAAUGUUUUUGCUCGUCUUGGAGGCCUUGAACUUGACACUGGGACUGAUUCUGGAACUUCAUCACAACUGAAAUGCAGAAUAUUUAAAAGUAAGGCCAAAAAGACUAACCAAACUCAAGAGUUUUUAUAUUAACAAACUUGAAACAUGGUCUUAAAGAACAAAAAAACUUCUUACCAAUUUUAAACUUUUUAUUUUUUGAAAAGAAUAUAUUGUUUUCCAGGUGAUAUAGCAGUUGCAAAAUAAGCAUAACUCCCAAAAAUUAGGUGAAAUCAAAAUAAAUACACCAAUUAGGCAAAAGGGAGUGGACUGACCCUGGUGACCCUGAAGUCCAUGGAUUACUUGCUUGAGAAAGAGUGAGCACAGCUAAAAAUUACAGAGAUAAUGUUGUUUUAAUUCUCAUAACCUAUGAGAUCACACAAGAAGAAAUCCAUUGUCUAUAUUCACUUCUCAGAAGUUUAUCAACACAUGUGGGGAAAAAAGCAACAAAACUGUGGAGAGGGAAAAAGAAAUAAAAUUUACUCCUCCACAGAUUAAAAAAGCAGAAAAAGUGAUUGGAAGAAGAGCAAUAAUGUAAACCAAAAAUCUAACGUCAGCUAGAAUAUAUGUUGACUUUACACCCCAAAGGUAUGCUACAAAAAGGCUACAGGCUCUUUGACAAAACCUGCCACUGUUUCAAAAGUACUAGUUCAAAGAAAUUUUUUUUUCUAAAAUAUUUAUCUGUGUUUUAGGAACAGAGGAUAUCAAAGGUAAAAGUCUGGGAAAGAAAAGCAUUUGAAUUAAAUUUCCUUGCUGGAAGGAACAUCAUGGUGUUGAUGGUGAAGAGUCAAGGACCUACCUUUCAGUACCACGUUUUACACUUGUGCCAGCUUUUCUUCUGCUCACAGACCUCCCUUCUGCUGCUGCUUUGCGCUGUCCUAAGUAUAAGCAAAAGUCUCUUUUCAUAUCAUGAUACCAUUUGUUUUCUUAAGUUAGUUUUGUAUCUUUCUUCAGUGUUUGAUAUUGCAUUGAAACACAGAAAUAUGCAGCCAGCACAGACAGAAUGUGAUUACAACACAAAAGCAACAAUAAAAACCCCACAAUUUACCACUUCUCCCAGAAACAACUGUUUGUUACUGUCAAUGGCUGUGACCAGGUUCUCUGGAAAUCCUGUAGUCAGUCUUUCCUUCUUUUUUUUUUUUAAAUCUGUGUUACUGGGAGAGGCUGACAGCACAAAAAUUUCCACAGACUACUUUAAUCUUUUAACAAAUAAAACUGUAAAAACUA